CAACAGACGCUCCCAGUGUUAUAAGUGAUUAGCGCGAAACGUAUAAAAACGCAAAUCAGAAAGUGAAAAAAAAGACUCUGCUGACAAAAUCGACAGAAAUUCUUAUAUUCUUAAAAUAAUUAACAUCUCUUGCGAGUUAACAUAUGUUUUAAAUAUUGUUAAAAUAAUUUCUCUUUUGUUCAAGCAUAUUUUAAAAAAUUAUUUUAUCUUAGCAACCUUGUUAGCAACCGUAGCUACAUAAAACAAAAACAUUUAUAUUUUUAUAUUUAUUUGACGAUGGUUUAGUAUAUGUUUUUUGGAACAAGAAGAUAAAGUCGUGUUGUGGAUUAGAACUAAAAUUGAAGUUCGAACAACAGGAUAACAGAGACACUCUAGCAUGGCGAAAUUUGAAUGGGACAAAGAAACCAUAGAGCUACUUCGUGAAAAAGGACUGAGAUGCAUUUGUCAAUUAUGUGAUUGUGGACGACCGCACCGUCAUCCAUAUUGUCGAAAACAAUAUCCAAACGUCACCUACAGUUUCCAACAAAAUAGAAAUAACAACAUGGAAACAAGUUAUCAAUCUCGUUUCAAUGAUUUUCACAACAUUGAUCCGCCUAAAUCAAUGAAACCCGUAGAAAAACAAAGAGACCCAAAUCCACCGCCUAUGGACUUUAGAACCGAAAAUAAAAUGGCGUUUAAACCACAUAAUGCUACUGGAAAAGAAAAGCCAUGCAAGCUCGAAGCAGAACUGGCAAAGUUAAACGCAGGAAACUUCGAUGGAAAUACAGUGUAUAACGAAACAUAUAUCGGACAUCAACCUGUUCAUGUCAAUCCUCUACGACCAAAAACCGUAUUUAAGCCGGAAAAGGGUCAUUUUGCUACAGAAACGGAGUAUUCAAAAGGUUAUCAGAAGAAAAUUAAAAUACCACAGCAAAGUUUUCGAGAAAAACCUGCCAGUACGUACGGUCUGCUAUAUCCCGAUCCAAAACCUACAGCCAAAAAUUCAGUGAAGAAUUCCAUUCAUGACGGACGUACCGGACCAAGAGCAGAAUUAUGUGCAGUGAAGGAGAGUAAUGUCCACCUUGGUUUAGACGAUGACUUUAAUCAUAUUACAACCAAUAGCCUUCAGUUCCAAAAAUACGACAAUAUAGGAAAGCUGAAGUCAAUGAAACCAACACAGCCGAUCAAACCGCGUACUAAGUUUACCGCCAUUUCGCAAAGCAAAGUGGAUUAUGGUUAUGAUGAAAAUGAUGCCUUAAAAGCUCGCGCCGAAAAAUGUCAGGAGUAUCCAAGUUUGCUUAGAUUAAGCAUGGAUGAACCGGCUGAUUUUAGAACUGUAAAUCGUACAAGCUAUAACUCGUGGAAACCCGAGGAUUUUAACAGUGUUGUAACAAAAGCUUCAAAUACCUACGUGCCGCCAACAGAACAAUUCGAUGGAAUAUCUCAAACCAAAGCAGAUUUUAAAUCAUACGGUAUUAAACCUCGCGUUGGCAUGUUACGUCCGAUAGAGGCUAGAAAAUCGAGCGGCAAAAUGGUUGACAAAUCUUCGUACACACUACAGUACCCACAUCAUGGUAACGUAGAAAGAAAAAUAUAUGGUGAUCAGCAUGAAGAUAACUUAUAUUUGCCGCCAAAAAGUGCAAAAUUUGAUGACGCCACUGUCAUGCGCAGUGACUUUACUAAGAGAAGUGCUGAAAAACAGAAAGCAUUUAAGCCGGAAUAUACAUUACAAAACUAUGGAGGAGAGUUUUCAACUGAAACUGAAUACAGAAAGAAGUACCAGAAAAAAGAAUUUGAACCUUGCGCUUUUUCGAAGUUUUUAGCAGAAGUUGAAGCAAGAAGAGACGCUAGGUUAAAUCGAACAGUUGGAAGUGGUGUUUGUUCAUAGUUUGAAAAAUCAAACCA
Molecule: messenger RNA, 1884 nt
Organism: Hydractinia symbiolongicarpus
Lineage: Eukaryota; Metazoa; Cnidaria; Hydrozoa; Anthoathecata; Hydractiniidae
Product: stabilizer of axonemal microtubules 2-like
Exons: 5
Coding region: 377-1867 (496 amino acids)
Biological process (GO): microtubule anchoring
Cellular component (GO): cytoskeleton
Molecular function (GO): microtubule binding
Source: RefSeq, a predicted model, not a curated record